Thermothelomyces thermophilus ATCC 42464 is the source of this 2207-nucleotide messenger RNA. Its product is annotated as glycoside hydrolase family 20 protein. Gene Ontology annotation, cellular component: membrane. The coding region runs from base 316 to 2064 and encodes 582 amino acids. Gene Ontology annotation, molecular function: beta-N-acetylhexosaminidase activity. Gene Ontology annotation, biological process: carbohydrate metabolic process; glycosaminoglycan metabolic process. Lineage: Eukaryota; Fungi; Ascomycota; Sordariomycetes; Sordariales; Chaetomiaceae. The transcript has 3 exons. The record is from RefSeq and is a predicted model, not a curated record.
CCAACACUUCUGUGUUUCCCGCUUCUCUGGAUACUUCUUCUCGGGGCUGCAACCAACCCGUGCAACGGUACCGGAGCAGGGUAUCCGAGUGAUUGGACCUGCCGCGACCAACCAACCAACCAUAUCAAGACCCAGCCAGAGUCGUAUAACUAUAAACAUUUCGACCUUACUCCCCUGCUGUGCCGCAUCCCAUCUCGCAUUCAUCAAAACGAGGGCGGCGCCACUUUUUUUUUGGCCUUUCAGUUUAUGUCUUCUCCUUCAAGCCCCCUCGCAGAUAUACUACACAACAAGUCAUGAAUUGAUGCUCGAUUAAAGAUGUGGUCGCCGUCACUCUCUUCGUUUUCUGUUUUAUUGGCUGCUCUGCAGCCCGUCGCGGCAAUCUGGCCGGCACCCCAAAGCUUGACGACGGGCAGCUCGGUUCUAUACUUGAACCAGAACAUCAAGGUCACAUACAAUGGAGAAUCCAUUCCGUACACGUACGGAUAUGUGUCUCGCGAGUUGACCAGCAAGGAGGUCGUUCAGGCAGGCAUUUCCCGGACGCUCGCGGGCAUUUUUGAGAGCAAGUUCGUCCCUUGGAAGCUGCACAAGCGCGGGUCCAAGUGGGAGCCCGACCUGUCGCAGGGCCAGCAGUGGAUCAAGACGCUGGAGAUCGUCCAGAAGGGCAAGGACGAGCCCAGCACCUUCAAGCCCCUCGCCGGCCAGGUGGACGAGUCGUACAACCUGACGGUGAGCGCCAAGGGCGAAGCCAAGCUCGCAGCCGUUUCGUCCAUCGGCGUGCUCCGCGGCCUCGAGACCUUCUCGCAGCUGUUCUACCAGCACUCGGCCGGCACCUUCUGGUACACCCCGUUCGCGCCCGUGUCGGUGCAGGACGCGCCCAAGUUCCCCCACCGCGGCGUCCUGAUCGACACGGCGCGCAACUUCCUCCCCGUCGCCGACAUCCUGCGCACCAUCGACGCCAUGGCCUGGAGCAAGCUGAACCGGCUGCACGUCCACGUGACCGACUCCCAGUCGUGGCCGCUCGUGAUCCCCUCAUUGCCCGAGGUCUCGGAGAAGGGCGCCUACCACCCGAGCCAGACGUACUCGCCCGAGGAUGUCGAGAAGAUCCAGACGUACGGCGCCGAGCGGGGCGUCGAGGUGUACUUUGAGAUCGACAUGCCGGGCCACAUCGGGGUGGUGUCGCUGUCGCACCCGGAGCUGAUCGUGGCCUACAAUCUGCAGCCCUACCAGUGGUGGUGCCAGGAGCCGCCGUGCGGCGCCUUCAAGCUCAACAAUACCGCGGUCGACGCGUUCCUGGACAAGCUGUUCGACGACCUCCUGCCGCGGCUGGCGCCGUACUCGGCCUACUUCCACACGGGCGGCGACGAGCUCAACCGGAACGACUCGAUGCUGGACGAGGGCAUCCGGUCCAACGACACCGAGGUGCUGCGGCCGCUGCUGCAAAAGUUCAUCGACAAGCAGCACGCGCGCGUCCGCGCGGCCGGCCUGACCCCGAUCACCUGGGAGGAGAUCCCGCUCGAGUGGGAAGUCGACAUGGCCAAGGACACGGUCGUGCAAUCGUGGCUGGGCGGCGACGCGGUCAAGACGCUGACCAGCAAGGGCUAUCAGGUGAUUGACAGCAACUACAACUUCUGGUACCUCGACUGCGGCCGAGGCCAGUGGCUGACGUGGGGGAACGGGGCGGCGUUCGCCCAGGGCUACCCGUUCAACGACUGGUGCGGGCCGACCAAGUCAUGGCAGCUAGUGUACCAGCACGACCCGACGGCCGGGCUGACGGCCGAGGAGGCCAAGCUCGUGCUGGGCGGCGAGGUGGCACUCUGGGCCGAGACCAUCGACCCGGUCAACCUGGACACGCUCGCCUGGCCGCGCGCCAGCGCCGUCGGCGAGGCCCUCUGGUCCGGCCGGAUCGACCCGGCGACGGGCCAGAACCGGAGCCUGGUCGAGGCCGCCCCGCGGCUCAACGAGUUCCGCGAGAGGCUGGUCGCCAGGGGAGUCGGGGCCUCGCCCAUCCAGAUGACCUUCUGCACCCAGGGAAGGGCCGAGGAGUGCGAGUUUAUCGUCGCUUGAGCGGGCGGGUCGCAUCCGCACGAUUUGAUGGGGGAUUUUUCCUCUUCUCUUCUCUUCUCUUCUCUUCUCUUCUCUUCCCUUCCCUUCCCUUCCCUUCCCUUCCCUUCCCUUGUUAAUUUAUUAUUCGGCAACUCUUUUUGCCA